Molecule: messenger RNA, 2139 nt
Organism: Opisthocomus hoazin
Lineage: Eukaryota; Metazoa; Chordata; Aves; Opisthocomiformes; Opisthocomidae
Source: RefSeq, a predicted model, not a curated record
AUGUCGCUUUGGCGGGGAGGGGGCUCCGCUGGGGCGACGUUAAGGUCCGAUGCCUUCGCCGCUUGGUGCGAGCCUCGGGGGGUGAUUUGGGGCAUCGCUCCGUCUGGACGCCGGGUUAUGGAGACUGGAACUCUGGGACGAACCGAGGCAAGUUACGAGGGGUACGGUUACGGCUAUGGAUACGGCCAGGAUAACUCGGGUAAUUACGGGUACGGCAUGGCCGCGUCGAACUCCUGGGAAAUGGGCAACUCGGACAUGGACAUGAACCCCGACGGCUCGGGCGGCGGCAACGCCGACAUGGGGAAAAUGAGCCAGCGCCUGGACAUGGUGUCGCACAUGGAUGCGGACGCGAUGCAGGGAGGGCACUACGGAUCUGGCGGAGACAGGUACGACUCGUACGAGUCCUACGACUCGAGGUCUUCGAUGAACGACCGCGACAUGUACCGCUCCGGCUACGACUACAACGAGCCCGAACACGACAACGAUAACGCCUACGAAGGUCACUACGACAACUUCUACGGGAACCGGCGGGAUCAGUACCAGAACAGAGCACGGGAUAACUUUGGCCAGCGGGGUCAGAAUUGGGGUAGAGACGGACGCAAUAACAGACCCUCCUAUCCCGGGCGCAUGGGCGGACAGUGGAACGAGCCUCCGCAGUCGAUGGGAUCCCGAGGUCUGGGGCCCCAUGGCUCCUCCAGGCUCCCUUCCCUCUUCUCCCACAACAUCAUCCCGGAACUCGGCAUGUUCCAGGGAAUGCGAGGUUUCUCGGGAAAUAUGCGUUACGGAGGAGGAAUGAUGAAACAACGGAUGAGGAGAAACUGGAAAAUGUGGGACUCGGAUUUUAAACCCCAGAAAAAGAAGAUCAAAAAAGAUCUCACCACGAAGAAGCGGAAGCAAACGAACAGCUCCGACGAACCCGACAGCAAGGCAGCGAAGACGGACGGCUCCGAUAACUCCGACUCGGACAACGAGGAGGGAACGGAAGGAGAAUCGGGAGAAAAAGAGGAGAAAGAGGGCUCCAGGGGCGAAGGGGAAGAUGAAGAAGGAAAAGAUUCGGAGAAAGGUGCUUUAACGAUUCAAGAAGAGAUCAGUCAAAUCAAACGCAAAUUGCAGGCGGGCAAGAAAACUCAAGAGAGGCAAAAGAAGAGGCAUCGGGAUCGCAUGGUGGAAAGGAUCCAGUUCGUCUGUUCGUUAUGCAAAUACCGGACUUUCUACGACGACGAGAUGAACAGUCACCUGGAGAGUAAAUUCCAUAAGGAGCACUUCAAGUUUGUUGGAACCAAGUUGCCUCAACAAACGGCUGAUUUUCUCCAGGAAUACGUCGCGAAUAAAACCAGGAAAACUGAAGAAAAUCCAGAACACAUCACCGAUCCCCGGGUUAUUUUCCACUCAAUACCAUUCUCUUCCCUUUCAGACGUCGGCAUGGAGCAUUUUAUUAAAAAGGUGGAGGCGGCUCACUGCGCUGCCUGUGACCUCUUCAUCCCGAUGCAGUACGGCAUCAUCCAGAAACACUUGAAGUCGCUCGACCACAACCACAACCGCCGGGCGAUGAUGGAGCAGUCCAAGAAAUCAUCGCUAGUCGUUGCGAGGAGUAUUCUCAACAACAAACUCAUCAGUAAGAAACUGGAGCGGUACCUGAAGGGUGAGAAUCCUUUCACGGAUGAUCCAGAAGAGAAGGAGGAGCAUGAGGAAGGAGAAGGGGGAGCCAGCGGAAAUGCAGAGGAAGGAACAGCAGAAGGAGCAGAUGAGAACAAGGAUGAGGAGGAAAAUGCGGAAGAAGACAACCCGGAGGAGGAAAACCCAGAAGAAAAUCCAGAGGAGGAAAAUCUGGAAGAGGAAAAUCCAGAGGAAGAAGGAAAUCCAGAGGAGCAAAAUCGAGAUGAGGAAAAAAAGGAUCCCGAAGAGAACCCGGAAGGAGCUGAAAACGAGGGAGAGCGAGAAGAGACAGAGACGGAAAUGGAGGCACAACCACAAGCACAAACAGCGGUGGAGCCGGCGGCAGAGAACGCGGAGGAGCAGCCAUCCCCGCCCGCAGAGGAAUCCCUCGCCGAGGAAGAAGAGCCGCAGCUGGUAGAAGAUGAGGAGGAGGAAGAAAGCGAGGAAGCUGCUGCAGCACAAGAGGAUGAGGAUGUGGAGUAA